CUCCAACAGUUCACUCGAAUAGAAACAAUCGACUAUCGACUAUCGACUAUCGACAAUCCAUCUAGCUACACUGGCCUGACAUCUCUUUCAUCCAAUCCGAUCUGGGGAUAUGACAGUUUCACGCAAGUUGCGGGAUCCGUCGUCAUGUGAAGCUCAUUGAGGCCACUGAGCGCUAACGCUAACUCCAUAGUCAGCAAAUCGGACCAUCAAUCAUUGCUACAAUGUCCGCGGAGACUUCGCCGUUUGAGUCGCUACCGAAUGAGCUAAUUGAUCAAAUACUGUCCAAUCUUGCUACUGAUCCUCCUUCGUGGUCUCGUUUCGACCAGCCGCCGUGCGUCCGUAUAGCCAAAUCUGCCACCCGUGACCUCAAAAACCUAUCGCGAACCUCCUCUCGCUUCUUGGAGGUCACGCGGCCGCGGUUGUUCGCAUAUGUCUGCUUUGAUAUCAGUGAGGGAGAAAGCUUUCUACAGUUCGUCCAGAAAUGGAACCUGUGUCGAAGCGUGACGUCCAUACUGGCGCGGGGAAAUAUCGGUUCAGAUCCUCAGGACGACCCCUCAUGGUGGCGUAGGAUUCUGCACCAUCUCGACCCUCUGCGUAUCACUCUCAUGGCGCCGCCGUCGUUUAUCGCAGCGACGCUAGGAACCAGGAUUAUGGAUGGACAUAACUGGGCUUUUCAGAUCUCGCUGCAAGAACUGCAAUUGGAGAGGACAGAACGGCAGGUCGCACCACCUCCGGUCUCCCGCGUCGAGACGUGCUCGGGUCUUCUAGCAGCGCGAGAGUGGUCAUCGCUGCAGUUUAACGAGUCCUCGUCUUUGAAGGCAUAUAACCAUUAUGAGUAUUUUCUCUUCCAGGUCCCUUCCGUGUUCAGUGAAUGGGGCUCGUUGUCCCGAUCCCAUCCAGAGAGGGUCUCUUUGUCUCUCUCGCUCAACAAGUUGACAGCAUUCCAUUACGCUGCGGUUUUUCCAUUCUACAACCACGUCAAACUGGUUCUGGAUUCCGUGAAGUUGAUGACGAGUCUCCGCUCGCUCAGUGUACGACUGGCACCAUGCCUGAACGACAAGGCCACAGAGUUGGAACAGAGGGGAUCUAUGGAUCCAAGCGAUCCGUGGAUGGAGCUUGCGACGGGCUAUACUUUAGUUGCACAUGCAGUUCGGGACUUGGGUACCAAAAGUCUUGUACAUUUCGGCGCAUGUGACUACGAGUCUGAUGCCCUUCGACCGGAACUCUCUACUAUAUUAGCAGAUGUUCUGGGUGACAGUGAAUGGGCCCAUGACGGACAUGGGAAUUGGGUCAGAGGAGCGAAAUGUGACCGAGUCAGUCUAUAGGCGAUUUACUUAUGCGUAGCGGUUUGGAUUAUAGUUGCAUAUUCCCAUAUCAUUGAUAUCGGAGCCUCAGGCAUCAAGAACUUUAUC
Molecule: messenger RNA, 1412 nt
Organism: Aspergillus novofumigatus IBT 16806
Lineage: Eukaryota; Fungi; Ascomycota; Eurotiomycetes; Eurotiales; Aspergillaceae
Product: F-box domain protein
Exons: 1
Coding region: 222-1325 (367 amino acids)
Source: RefSeq, a predicted model, not a curated record